Messenger RNA from Passer montanus (Eurasian tree sparrow), 6193 nucleotides. RefSeq names its product zinc finger protein 318 (gene ZNF318). Gene Ontology annotation, cellular component: nucleoplasm. Gene Ontology annotation, molecular function: nucleic acid binding; zinc ion binding. Gene Ontology annotation, biological process: negative regulation of DNA-templated transcription; positive regulation of DNA-templated transcription. The record is from RefSeq and is a predicted model, not a curated record. NCBI's taxonomy places the organism in Eukaryota, Metazoa, Chordata, Aves, Passeriformes, Passeridae.
AUGUACCGCUCCGGCAGCGGCCGCUCCGGCCCUUCGUCCUCCUCCUCCUCCCACCGGCUGAAGGAGGGCGGCUCGUCGGCGUCCCGCGCCUCCCGCUUCAGCGCAUCGGGGCCGGGGUCCCCGUCGCCGCACCGCAGCCGGAGGUUGCCGUCGCCGCCGGGAGGAGCGGGGCUCGGCGGGCCCCGGGGCCGCCGGGGCAGCGAGCACGGAGACGGCGGCAGCAGCCGGAGGCGCUCACCGAGUCUGCGCUCGGAGGCUUCCCUGGAGCACAGUUUGCGGAUUACCGUGGGCAAUGACCGCUAUUGCAUCGGCACGCCGGAGCGGAGGAGGCUGCCCGACAGACUGGGCUCGCCAAUUGAUAACCUGAGUGACAGGGAUGAUGUGGCUGACGGUCCAAUAUUCACUAGAGGCCUCACGUGUCCUCGCGGCCUUGAGAGAUACCCAGCUCAUGAGGAUCAGCCGUCGAGUCCCUUCCUUGCGAGGCAUGACGAGGACUACCGCAGCCGAGACGUCCUGCACCGGCCAGAGUACAGUCCACACUAUGGCCGUCGGGAGGAGCUGCCUCGAGCCGACAGGGAUGGCGACAAACUCAGGAGAUCCCCCUACCCACUGAGGCCAGAGGAGAGGGGACGAGAAAUAAAGCGUCCACGGUAUGAGAAGGAUGAGAAGAUGCAUGGUGUGAGUGGAGAGCAUCAGGGUUUCUCAUCAGGAACACGAAACUACCGCAGGCGCAGCCGCAGCCGUAGCAGAAGCCUGAGCCCGUCAUACCUGAAUGAAGAAUUCCGAGAGCUUGACCGUGCAAGGAGGAAAAGAGAAGAAGAAGAGCGCAGUCGAAACUUGAAUCAUGAUAUUUCAGGCAGUGGCUACACGAUCCCUGGCUUGACUAACACAUUACAGACUCCUGAGCCUCGGUACACAUACAGGCCUGAAGAAAUUCCACCCAUGCCCAAAAAAUCUAUUUUGAAGAAACGAGUAGAGAUGGAAGUAGAGUCUGCUGUUCAGCCCGAGAGCUUUUCAAGCAGUCCAGCCCCCAGCAAGGAUCUUCCUCUUCUUUCUAGUCAGUCUUCUUUGCCCCAGACCAACAACAUAGCUCCUUUUGCUUCUGAAGUGGAAAACUUUCUCAAACGGUUUAACAAAGGCUCUCUUGUGGAGGCUUCAGACAAGGAGUUGCAUGAAGGUUUGUGUGAGUGGAACCCACUCUCUGGGCCUCCCAAAGACAAUUUGGUGUUUGAAGAGAACUUCGGAAGCUUCUUAAGUCACAAAGAAAAAGUAGAACCCAAGGCAGAGCCCACUGAUCGCCAUACUGACUUCCUGCUGCCUCAUGAGAGGGCCAGUCAGGAUGGCAGUGGUUUCUCCCGAAUUCUGGGCAUGAUGGCUGAUUCUGUCAGUGCUCAGGAGAAGAGGAGGCGUAGCUUUCCUGACAUUGAGGACGAAGAGAAAUUUCUUUAUGGUGAUGAGGAUGAAGAGACCAAAACUGAAUCUCUCCCCAUAGAGAAGCCCCCGGUAAGUUGUGGCAAUGAGAUAAUAAUACAGAAAAUGAGCCCACCUCCUUCUCCUGCUCCAGCUGUCAAGAUGGAUCCUUUAGAAGAGCCAAACGCAGAGUAUGCAAAGAUCCACGACUUACUCAAAACCAUUGGACUUGACAUUGGUGUUGCUGAAAUUGGAAAACUGGCCGUUCGUACCCAGGAGCGCCUUCACGGCAAAAAGCUGGCGUCUCGUUCUCCGGAGCGCCGCUCUGCGGACACUCGCCGACUGGACGCCUGGGAGCUGCGCCGCAGCCGCAGUGACACCCGCUCUCCUGAGUCCGGCCAGCAGCGCUCAGCGUCACCCCCGGGCUCUUUCCAGCAGCCUAAAGAUGCAGCCUCUCUUCAGAAACCAGACUAUGCUAUGGACAAGCUGGUGGGACAGGAGAUACCUCUACCUGCACCUGAACAGUGUCUUCCUUCUGUCUCUCUCAUUCCUGCAAUUCCACCAACCCCUGCUAGUUUGCCACCUACACCUACUUCUGUUUCCCAGUACCAAAUUCCCAGCUAUUCCCACUACACUGCUGCUCAAAUGCCCCAAAACUAUGCCUCUCCCACAAUGGCUCCUCCAGGAUAUGAUGCAUAUGGGCACUAUAUGGCAUAUGCAGCCUCUGGAUGGCCCAUGUACUCCCCUGCCCAGCAGCCUAAUCCUACGCUACCAGAAGCUCAUGGUCUUCUUACCAUGGCCAUGUCAGCAAACCCCACUCGUCCCAAUCUCCGGGUGAUUGAGACAGUCUCUCUGGGAAAGGAUGUUCCUGAUGUGAAAAGAGAUGGUUCUGUGCUUGUUCAAGUCCCUACCACUCCUUCUCAUUCCAAAACACCCCUUCGUCUGUCAUCACACCCUCUGAAAAAUACCUCAGAAAGGAUGUCGGAUGAAAAAAAUCGGGCAGCUCAAAAGCAGAAGGUGAUAGAAGAGAGAGAAAAACUGAAGACGGAUCGAGAAGCACGGCAGAAGAAGCUUUACUAUCUCAAGACUGAAUUGGACAGGCUUCGUAAACAGCAAGGUGAGAUGUUGAGGAAAAAACGUCGUGAGAAGGACGGACACAAAGACCCCUUGUUGGUUGAGGUGAACAGACUGCAAGAGAAUAUUAUGAAGGAGAUUGCGGAGCUGCAUAAAGAAUCUGAUGCAGCUGACAAGAAGCAGUCUGAGCUUGACAAAGUAGCACAAAUCCUGGGGAUUAACAUAUUUGAAAAACCCCGGAAACCAUCUGUGGAAACUAAAGAUUCCUCGGAAAAGAACAGCAAGUCAGAAAAUGCAAAAGGCGUAGAGAAAACAUCUUCCUCCAACAAGGAAUCAAAAACUCCUAAUGAAAAAUCGAGAGGUAGAAGCCCGAAGCCAGCAGAAUCCUCUUCACAGUCCUCCAAACAUCCUUUCCAGUUGGCCAAUAUUUAUGAAUAUUAUGAUGCAGGGAACCACUGGUGCAAAGACUGCAAUACCAUCUGCGGGACCAUGUUUGACUUUUUCACACACAUGCAUAAUAAGAAACACAGACAGACCCUGGAUCCUUACAACAGACCUUGGGCUUCGAAGACCCAGAGCGAGACCAAACAAGAGUCCAUAAAACGCAUUGAUAAGAUAACGGUUCCUGCCAAAGGCUCUGAGUUUCUGAUUCCCAUCACUGGAUAUUAUUGCCAGCUCUGUCAUGAAUUUUUUGGAGAUCAGAUCUCAGCAGAGCAGCAUGUGAAAAGUCAUCCCCACAAUGAGAAGUAUAAGAAACACAUAGAUGAAAACCCACUCUAUGAAGAGAGGAGAAAUCUGGACCGUCAGGCUGGAUUGGCUGUAGUUCUGGAAACAGAGCGCCGGCGGCAAAAUGAGCUGAAACGGAAACUGGUUGAGAAACAGAAGGAAGAGAAGGAUGAGAAAACCCCAAAAAUAAUAAAGAAGGAGGAAGUAAAGAGCAUCCCAGAGUCAGGAGAAGGGAAUAAUGAAACUCAAGGCAAAACGGAUUCUUCUGGGCGAAAAAUGGGUAUCACAGUAAAGCUAAAGAAGGAAGAGAAGACAGAGGAGAAAAAAGAAGAAAAGAAAGAGGAAUUGAAAAAGGAAUCACCAAGCCAGACCUCCUUUGGGAAAUUCAGCUGGAAAAAGACUGAGAGAGAGGAUAAAACUCCAGGAGCUAUUCCAAAGGAAGAGAAUACAGAAGGAAACAAAGAGGAGAACAAAUGUCAGCCCGUGAAAUCCCAUAUCAAGCCCAUUGAAAUCAAGCUGUCUGGGAAAACUGUUAUUCCACACACGAGCCCAUGGACACCAGUUGUUUCCACUCCGACACCAACAAAAAUUCUCCCCAAUCUACCAGUCCCCACCAUGAUUUUCAGGAAGUCUACUACUGCAACAGUUAGUAAACCACCACCUCUGAACACCUUUUUAUCAAUAAAAUCCUCUGGAACUACCACCAAACCACUGCCAGUGGUAAAAGAAACAAAUGCAGAUCUUCUACUGCCUCCGGAUAUCAUAUCAAAAGCUUUUGGAGGAGAAGAAGUAAUUUUAAAAGGCUCAGAAGAGGAUUUGAAAGCAGCAGAGAAAAAUGAGUCUUCUCAGACUGCAGAGAAACCUCCUCCACCUCAACCUCCCCCAGCAGUCCAGCCAGCAGCUGUCAUCCCUGCAGAUGAAGUAGCUCCAGGUGUGUCUGAAAGUGAACAGACAAUGUUGGCAACGCCUGUGAGACCACCACCACCUUCAACUACUUUCAGUGAACAAGCAAAAAAGAUAGAGAAACGAAAUUCUUGCUUGGCCACAGCCAAUGCUAAAGAUCUCUAUGAUAUUUUCUACAGUAGUGGUGGAAAGGGUUCAGCUGACAGCAAGCUUGCAAGUUCUGCACUUCCAAAUGGAGAAAACCCUAACUUGACAAAACCUGCAGAUUUAUCUGCAAAUCACAGAACAAAUAGUAGCUCAUCCUCGUUGAAGGAGGAUUCUGAGAAUGUGGAUUCCUCACAGUGUAAUAAUCAAGUGACAGGGAGUUUGGUUCCUGUUGAAAAUCAGGCUAAAAUGAACAAGAAAUCACUUCAGUCUCCCCUGUCAGAAAUUUCAGUCACAGAAUUACCAGAAAAAAACCCUGUUUCUGGUAUCCAGAUGCCUGCAAAAAUUGGGCGUGUUGAUACAGGAGGUGGAGAGCAGGCAGGCAGUCUGGAAUUCUGUGAUCUACAGAAAACUGAGGUCCAAGAGAAGGUUGGACAGGAAGAUGGAAAUAAAACUCCAGUUAAAAACACAAAUAUUCCUGGUACCUUGGAGACAGAGACAAAAGACUGGGAAAUAAAAGCAGUAAAGCCUAAGCAUAGCCUACAUGCAAAGACUUUGUUACCUGAGACACAGAACAAAAUUAAAAGUUUGGGAAAUUCCCAUUUGGUCAAGUUAAAUGAUAACUGUAGAACUCACUCAGAAACUGAUAGUCCAGACUUGCUCUGGGGCAAUUCUAGAACUAGUAAUGGAAAAGAACAGAUAGUCACAACUCAUUCUGGUUCUGAUGAGGUUGAUGCUUCAGAAUUGAUAGAGGGACAGACAGAAACUAAAAGUACUCUAUUAGAAGCUCAAGAAAAAGUUCAGCCUAAACCUUCAGGCCAUGUAGUGUUAGAUAACCAAACCCAGAAGCAGGGAGUUGAACGGUUAGUCAGUACCUGCUCAAACAUUGCUGAACUCAGAUCCAAUCUGGAAUUAGCAGCUGAAAAUGAAAAAAAGUCAUUAGGACACACUGGAUCUGAUGCAAGAUUAGAUAAUUUUCUUUUCAAGAGACCAUCAGAGGAUGUGAAACACAUGAAGAUUCCCUCCCAGAAAACAGAGCUUGACUUGAAAAGCACUGAUUUCAAUUUGGGAGAGAAGGUAAAACAUGAAUGUUUCAGCAUCCUUUCAGAAGGACUUUUAAAGGAAAAUACAGAAGAAGUCACAAAAGUAGAAACUAUUGCGUCCAUUAAGCUAGAGUCCAGUAAACUUAAAAAACUGGGCAUUGAAAGAACAGUGAAUGAAACAGAGAUUAGUGAUAUUGUUACAUUGACUUCUGGUAGUUGUGAAGAUAAAAUUUGCACACGGAUUUCUCAGAAACCUAUGCUGCAGCCUGGAUCACAGACCUCAAAUAGUGACACUACAGAAGUGGUCAUGCCAGUUCUAGAAAUGCAGGGCAUUUCACCCACGUCUGAGGUACGUGUGCAAGUGAAGGACAGCAAAGAUGGCACUGUUGAAAUGCUGUCACUAAGUUGUGACAGAGGCAGCACAGAAAGUCAGGCUUCUGGGUGCGUGAAAACUUUAAUGCCUGGGCUCAAAGAAACACAUGGGAAGGUGGGUGGCUCAGGAGGCAAGGGAAUGUGCACCAUCCAGAGCAAGAAGACUGAGCAAACAGAAGCUCCUGACGGUAGUUUGGAAGCUACGGUGAAUUCAGGAAUUGCUGAAAACAUAGCAGAAAGCCCAAUGGGUUGAAGUAAACCCAGCCAGUCCCAAUAUUUGAGGAGCCAGAGCUGGGAUUAUGUAUAUGGUUUUUGUUUGUUUUUCUUUUUGUUUCAGCUGAGAUUUUUGGGUGUAUUUUGCAUUCUGUGGUAGGACUUGACUAAAGUGAAACGUAAGUCAUCAGAAGGCAGUCACAUACUUUAUUCUGUAUAUAAUUAAUUGUGUAAAAUGUUUUUUCAUGUGAAUUUUGUUGCCAAUUUCUUUUCUACACUCUGCUAUUAAAAUGGAAUCUCGUUUAUAA